AGCUCCGCAUUACGACUUUCACAACCACGGCACGGAUGGCUACGACCCGUUCAUGUCUGAUGUGAUGCCGCAUGGUGCUCACUACGACGGGUACCACAGGCCUAUGACACCUGAGAGCACACCACAGUCCAUAGAAUCGAAUGAUGACCAGUUCCAUGUUGCAGUCGGAGGAUCGCACCAGUAUACUGCAAAUAUGCAAGAGGAAGAGCCAGAGUACCCCCCGGACUUCUGGAAGACUCUGGUUGAUUUCGAGAUCCCCGACUUUACCCAGACUUCCAUCAACAACAUACCCGGUAUUUAAGCCUUAUACGUCGCUUACCUGUACCGCUACGGACCACUAUCAACCACAACAAAUGCCACUCGCAUGCAGUACGCCAAAGCCCUCGCAUUUGCUCUUCUCACGCACUAUUAUCCCCCGUCACAUGACUACACCGUGAUGCCCAUUUCCCCUGGACCGGUGGCCAAGAACGGGAUGAACUUCAUCUUAGCUGCCGAUAACAAGUCAGAUAUCUGGAAAGAGUUCCACAAGAAUAAAGGUAGGGCCUUUCGCCGCAAAGUACCUACCAAAAAGGAGCUCGAGAGGGCGGAGAAAGAAGACCAAGAUGCCAAGGGAGCAGAGUACGCCCACGGCAUUACGCAAAUAUUCAACUCACAGUGGGACUUUAUCGCGCCCGAAGACAUCGCUGCUUUCGUGGUCAUGCGUAAGACGAUAGCAACGAAUACCGAGACUGGCGCAGUCACGCACGAGCAGCAUACGUACACUUGCCUCGCCAUCAUGAUCGACAACUUCGACGAAGUCCCUCACCUCUCCACUAGCAACAUGAUGCAUCGCAGCGACAUCCUCACCGACGCCCUGUGCCGAGGCGGCAAGAUCCAGAACGGUCACGGUAUGUUGCUGUACGGUCCUCGUCUAGAGUUCUACGCCUUUGAUCGCGGAAACGAGUGGGUCUACCUUGACGACGAAGAGGAGAGCGAGCAGGCAACUCAGGACAUCGAACCUAAGAUGGAGGUGCUGUUGUCGGGUGGUCAAAGCUUGGAGAUGGAUCUGCGCACUACCGGCCUCGACAUGGUUGACGUGGCGUUCCGAGAUGUCGCUGUCAGAGAGGUGGUUUAUGCGGCUGAACCAGAGGGUCUUGCGGCCGAGCAUGCAGAUUCAGCAAAUGGUGAGGAUGAUAUGGAGGAGUAUUAGGAACGCCCCAACGGUUUGGAAGGCGAAAAGUGCGUUCAAAGUUCUACUAUUGGCGGGUAUCUUCCUUGCGAUAGACAAAAUGCUACUUUGACAUGAAAUUCGCGCUUUGUUUCUACUCAAUCCUGUACAUCGCUCAAAGUGUGGAGUUGUAGAGGUCCCGCAAACGGUUGCUAGUUGUGUCCCACUCGCGCGGACGCAACU
This is a messenger RNA of Alternaria rosae, 1390 nucleotides long. RefSeq lists its product as uncharacterized. The transcript has a single exon. The record is from RefSeq and is a predicted model, not a curated record. Bases 365 to 1189 code for a protein of 274 amino acids. Lineage: Eukaryota; Fungi; Ascomycota; Dothideomycetes; Pleosporales; Pleosporaceae.